AUGGCGAUGUUUGUACUACCCCCGCCGCCUCGAUACCCGCCCACAGGGUUUUCGCUGGGCAGUCCCUACGCAAUGGGUGGUGCUCCGAUGCCGGUUAUCGAGACGUCGAAUAGUAUCACUCACCCGACCGGGCCAGAAUACACUUUCCAUACCGGUGAAGGUCAAUAUACACUUCGUGAGGAUAUCCACCUUGCAACACCUCCUCCCCAUCCUUCAGAGCCUCCGGUUGUCUCCCCGAACCCUCUGGCAAUACAGCCGGCUCCACCGAGUGCCGGAACAAAGUUCUCGACUAUAGUAAUCAAAAGCGUACCGGGUACAGAUCGCACUUCUCAACUCUAUCGAAACUCUGUACUUGCGCAGAACGGCGAACUGGAAGGCGAACAUGCCAGCGAACCUAGAACUUCGAUAUCCACGGAAGAAGAAUCGACAGAUGGAGGAUCGAAGAGUGGAACGGAUACAGCUGGAGCAAGCACCGUGGCUACCAGUAUGGUACACCUCAUGGCCGACAAAUUUGGUGGCGAGAAUGCAAGCUUAGCCCAUGCACCGACAAAGGACAACAAGAGGAAGAAGCCGAAGAAUAACAUCCAGAAGAGCAAUUCUUCGUUCGUCUCGAGGGUUAUUAUGCACGAAGCGCUUACGAAGAAGCUUCAGGAAACAGGAGCAUCCGAAGACUUGUUUGUAUUCGCAAACAUUAAUCGGGCCUAUCAUUGGCUAAAUCUUUCAGCGAAACAGAAUAAGCAAGAAUCUUUGUCCAAAGUCCUAUUCACGAAGAGCCAUCCAAUAUGUCAUGAUGUCAACCACUUGACCAAGGGCGCAACACAUAUAGAUAUUGUUAUGGGAUUCACGACAGGAGAUAUUGUCUGGUUUGAGCCGAUGAGUAACAAAUACUCUCGUUUAAAUAAGAAUGGCGCCAUCAAUAGCUCAGCCGUUCUCGAUAUUCAAUGGAUCCCUGGAAGUGAGAACCUAUUUUUAGCAGGCCACGCUGACGGGUCAUUGAUCGUCUACGACAAAGAGAAGGAGGAUGCGCCGUUCGUUGCAGAGGAGUUCCUUGAAGAAGGAGAAGCAUCAAGGAAGCCCAUUUCUGGAUUCGUCACAGCCAAAUCGGUCAACUCGAAAAUCCAGAAGUUCAACCCGGUAGCAUAUUGGAGCGUCGCACAGCAAGCUAUCAAUGCCUUUGCAUUUUCCCCUGACCAUAGGCAUCUAGCAGUCGUUUCGGAGGAUGGCAGGUUGUGUAUUAUAAAUAUACUCAAGGAACAACUUCUCGACGUCUUUAACAGCUAUUAUGGAGGACUUCUCUGCGUCUGUUGGUCACCAGAUGGUCGUUACAUUCUUACUGGAGGCCAAGAUGACUUGAUAUCAAUCUGGUCGUUCGCUGACCGAAGAAUUGUGGCGAGGUGUUCGGGGCAUCAUUCCUGGGUUACCAGCGUCUCAUUCGAUCCUUGGAGAUGUGAUGCCAGAACCUAUAGGUUUGGUAGCGUCGGAGAGGACGGAAGACUUCUAUUGUGGGAUUUCAGUGUCGGGAUGCUGAGUAGGCCAAAGGCCACAUCGAAGCAAUCCCGAGGUAGUAUAUCGUCGGUUCCACUGAAUGGAACAGGAAGAAGGGCCGAUGGCCACCCAGCUGGAAGGUUGAGAUCUGAGUCUGUUGUCUCAAAAGUUGACGACGACGGAGUGGUUCACCAUCCAGUUGAACCUCGAGCAAGAACCUCGAAUUUACCUGCGAUUAUGUCGAAAGUAGUCGAUGUGGACCCACUCUGUCAACUGGAAUUCCGAGAAGAUUGCAUUAUUACGACAUGCAGGGAAGGACACGUAAAGACAUGGGACCGACCUAAAUCCAAUCUUUCAGUGGUUCCAGAGGGUCAAAUGGCUUAG
Messenger RNA from Orbilia oligospora ATCC 24927, 1869 nucleotides. RefSeq lists its product as uncharacterized. Gene Ontology annotation, molecular function: protein binding. The record is from RefSeq and is a predicted model, not a curated record. The transcript has 8 exons. Lineage: Eukaryota; Fungi; Ascomycota; Orbiliomycetes; Orbiliales; Orbiliaceae. Gene Ontology annotation, cellular component: cell tip; cell division site; nucleus. Gene Ontology annotation, biological process: carbon catabolite repression of transcription. Bases 1 to 1869 code for a protein of 622 amino acids.